Cordyceps militaris CM01 is the source of this 711-nucleotide messenger RNA. RefSeq names its product merozoite capping protein-1. Bases 1 to 711 code for a protein of 236 amino acids. The record is from RefSeq and is a predicted model, not a curated record. The transcript has 2 exons. Gene Ontology annotation, molecular function: thioredoxin peroxidase activity. Lineage: Eukaryota; Fungi; Ascomycota; Sordariomycetes; Hypocreales; Cordycipitaceae. Gene Ontology annotation, cellular component: cytoplasm. Gene Ontology annotation, biological process: cell redox homeostasis; cellular response to oxidative stress.
AUGCCUCCCACGCUGCGCAAGCGCAAGGCGCCCGAGCCCGCGCCCGCUCCUCCUCCUGCCCCCAAGAAGGCUGCUGCUGCUGCUCCCAAGAAGGCUGCUGCUCCCAAAAAGGCCGCCGCCGCCCCCAAGAAGGCCGCCGCCGCCGCCGCCGCGCCCAAGAAGCAGGCGGCGCCUGCUGCUGUUGAAGAAGAGGCCGAAGCCGACAAGACAGAGCCCGCUGCCGCGCCGGCCAAGAGCUCCAAGCCGGUGGCGGUCGGCGACGUUGUUGUCCAUCUCGACGCUUUCGGCGGCGAGAUCAAGACCAAUGACGGCAAGGAGACGACGCUGAAGAAGCUCCUCGACGAGAGCAAGUCGGGCGUGGUCCUGUUUACCUAUCCCAAGGCGUCAACACCCGGCUGCACGAAACAGGUGUGCUUCUUCCGUGACGCGUACAAGCCCCUCACGGCGGACGGCCUCGCCAUCUACGGCCUCAGCGCCGACUCGCCCAAGGCCAACACCACGUUUCAGACCAACCAGAAGCUGCCAUACCCGCUGCUGUGCGACCCGGACUACACCUUGAUUGCCGCCAUUGGCCUCAAGAAGAGCCCCAAGGGCACCCAGCGCGGCGUCUUCGUCAUUGACAAGGAGGGUAAAGUCCUCGUCGCUGAAGCGGGCAGUCCUCAGGGCACCGUCGAUCGCGUCAAGGCCCUCGUCGAGGACCUCAAGGAAUAG